This is a messenger RNA of Letharia columbiana, 711 nucleotides long. RefSeq lists its product as uncharacterized. Bases 1 to 711 code for a protein of 236 amino acids. The transcript has a single exon. NCBI's taxonomy places the organism in Eukaryota, Fungi, Ascomycota, Lecanoromycetes, Lecanorales, Parmeliaceae. The record is from RefSeq and is a predicted model, not a curated record.
AUGUCCUCCCCAUAUGCCCAGGGUCUCGACCUUUUGGCUCGGGUACAGGAACAAGUCAAAGACAUCAAGCACGAUGCCAUCGAGCGUCGUGUCACUGUGCAGAGAUGGUACACUCUCGGACAGACUUGGAAUCUUCUCCGGAUGACUUUGAUAGCGACCGGCGAAGCAGCAGACGAUGCGGUAGCCGCGAGCCACCAGCAACGCGCACGCUACCGAACUUACGCACAUAGGUACAUCCGUGGGGGCGAGUUUCGCAUCAGACAUGCUAAUGCCUGCCUCGGCCAUUUCAGGUACGUUACCGUACUCUCGAACCAUGCCCGGGCUGUGAGGCAGCACCAUGAAUCGGAGCUUCUCUCUUUGGGCAAUCUCCAAGAGCACUACAAAACGGCUCUGGGCCCUGAAGCUCAUGUGGUCCACACCAACCAGACAUUCCUUAAUACCCUCGACCGCAACAUCGAGGCGAUCAAGCGGCGUCAAGGACUGGAGAUGGUUUACAUACGCUGGGUUCAGUUGAGAGCGAGCGCUGACCUCACGCAGCAAGCCGAAAACUUCCAUUCCGUGUGCAGUAGACUCAAUGUCCGGAAGAGGCGAGCUGACGAAGCUUGUAGGCGGGCGAAUCAUCUCCAAAGGCAGGUGUUUCAACGCGUCAAGCAGUAUGAACACCUCGAAAUGGAAGUUCGGAACGUACGGGAGGCGAUACAGGCUCUGUGA